AUGGCUUUUCGAGGGAGUUCGGAUAAACUGUUUACGCCUCAAAACGGCAAAUUCUUAGGACUAAUACAGAUGCUUGCAAAAUUUGAUCCUGUGAUGCAAAAGCAUUUAGCACUUGCAAUAAAAGGUGACACUUCAGACCAUUAUUGCGGGAAAAAUAUUCAAAAUGAGUUAAUAGAUUUAAUGUCUCAAAAGGUUAAUGAUGAAAUAAUAAACCGAGUCUUGAAAGCCGUUUACUAUUCAAUCAUUGCUGAUUGUACACCUGAUAUUUCUAGAAAAGAACAACUUUCUCUUACUAUUCGAAUUGUUGACUUGUCAUUAGACAUUAGAGUGGAAAUUAAAGAGUACUUUUUAGGAUUCUUUUCUGUUUCUGAUUCUACAGGCUUAGGACUUACUGAGGUUUUAAUCGAGUUGCUAACUAAGCAUGGACUUGAAAUCUCUAAUUGCAGAGGUCAAGGGUAUGAUAAUGGAUCAAAUAUGAAAGGAAAGAUUAAUGGUGUACAAAAAAGAAUUUUAAAUCUUAAUCCUUUAGCAUUAUAUGUUCCUUGCGGCAACCAUAGCUUAAAUUUGGUAAUAAGUGACUCUACACGGUCUUCAGUAAAAUCUAUAGCUUUUUUCGUUGGUGAUGUACAUGACGCUUUGAUGGCAUUGUCAGAAAUUGAAGGAUGUAAUCCUGAAACUGCACAUGAAGCGAUAACUCUAGGAGAGCAAUUAAAAGAUUUUAGCUUUCUUGUCUCUUUAAUUGUCUGGUAUGACGUUCUUUUUCAAGUCAAUAUUGUUAGUAAAACUCUUCAAGAAAAAGACAUGGACAUCACUCAAUGUGCAAAGUUAUUGAAAAGCUGUUGUUUAUUUUUAGAAAACUAUAGAAAAUGUGGUUUUAAAGAUGCAAUUAUAAAAGCAAAGGAUUUGGCUAUAGAAUUACAAGUGGAGCCUGUUUUUAAACCACUUAAAAGAAUAAUACGAGUGAAACGCCAUUUUGACAAACCAGCCCAAGAUGGGAUUUAUUUAUUUUCUCCUAAAAAAAAAUUAGAAAUCGAUUUCUUCAAUCCUCUUUUAGACACAUCUUUAAUUUCAAUGAGAGAAAGAUUUAUACAGUUGGAGAAUUAUUCCGAAGUUUAG
Messenger RNA from Hydra vulgaris (swiftwater hydra), 1116 nucleotides. The record is from RefSeq and is a predicted model, not a curated record. NCBI's taxonomy places the organism in Eukaryota, Metazoa, Cnidaria, Hydrozoa, Anthoathecata, Hydridae.